UAGUUCGGAUCCACAGUAUGUGUAGUGAAUCUUCAAAUCCAUAUUUUGAACUCACUUUUACCAAUAAAAGUGCCUCUAAAAGUGACGUGAAAAAAUGUAGGAACAACCUGAUUGGCUUGGAGAAACCACAUUUAAGGCAAUUUCGUUAACUGAAUCAUUGAUUAUAUUUAAACCACGAAUAGAAACGAGUAUAAAUGAGACAAAAUAAUAGCAUUCAUCGCCGUUCCAUCGGGCUUUCCCAUACGGGAAAAGCUGCAAGAAUGCGAAAAAAUUACUGAUAUACCACUGGAAAGCGAUAAGCAAGCUUUGAGCCGUAAGAAAUUGACCGAUCAUAAUUGAUUUUCCUCCCAUAAUUCAAUCGUGAUUAAUCAAUUUCCUACGGCUUAAAGCUUGCCGCAUCUAUCGAUAGAUAAGGACUUAAGUCCGGGCACUUUAGUGAACUUUCCUCCGAUUGGUCAAGUUUCAAUUCAAUCUUUAUUCUAAUCCGUGGCCUGACACGGGCUCGAUUGCACCUUACUUGUAAUCUUCAAUUGAUUUUAAUCAUGAUCUCCGUCGCGUAGCGUCUUCCGUUGCAGCGACAACUUCCCCCUGAAAGCGGAACGCGCUCGCGAAAUCGAAUCACGACGUUCGUCCGGCUGCUCGCACAUGAGAAUUCAGCUAGGCUUCGAAUGCGCCCCCACGCGGUUCGUUGCACGAGCACGGCGUCCAGAGAGAGAGACUGGUCAUGUCCGUAUUAUCGAUAGCAGCGAGGACUCGCCCGCUCCGCCAAGCGCUUCGCUCGCCCAGCUCUGCCGCGUAGGACUCGUCGGAUUGAUCGCGUCGUUCUCUCAUGCUCGCUCGCUCGCUCGCUCGUUCGCUGCACGAGGCGCGAGACUCAGAUUACAAUUCCGCAGGUCCGUCUCUCACCUCCGGCUUGCAGUCGUGAACGGCGAUAGUCGUUCUCACUCGGCGCGGAGAACGAAGUCUUCGGCGAUCGCUGCGGCUGCGACACCGGACGGAGCGAGAACGUGGUGGUUGUAGCUCGGCCAAACCGCGCGAGAACCCGAACGACAAGCCGUCCAUUGACGGUGGGAGAAACUAUCACGACGACUACGACACCGAGGACGACGACGACGACGUCGUCGUCGACGUCGUCGCCGCCGCCGCUGCCGACGCGCCUCGUGGUUGUCAGGUAUUCCCGCGGUAUCCACGGGAUCUCCCAUGUGCCUGUUCCACGUGGACGCCGUGCAUACACGCCUUAGGAUACUCGAGGUCGCGGGACGCACCGGGAAUCAUGGACGUUGAUUGUCCAAUGCUCAGUCUGAAACGAUCCAGCAGCGCGCCGAUGAUCAACCAGAUGAGCGCAGCCAUGUCCACACCGUCUACUUCCUCGUCCAGGGAUGCAGUGUCCUGUAAUAUGUUUUCUAAUCCACCUCGUACGCGACGCUUCAGCACCAGUAGCUUUGGUAAUGUUCCUAGAUUGACACCGCGCAUAAGUCAAUUGAGACAGGAGGAAUCGGUGGACAUCGCUGGCCGGGAGGCGGCGCACGAGAAGGAGAUUCACAGUGCCAUGCAGAUAUCGCAGUCGUGGGAGGAUCUGACCCUGGAGGCUGAGGGAUUGUCGUUCAAGGACUCGGAAUCUCCCAUGCAGCAACUUAACAAGCCCAUCACUAAGAGGCCGUUAGACCCCCUGAGUCUGAACUUGUCUAUCACUGGCUCACCGUUGUGUUCCUCGCCAUCGCCCACAAGAUCUGGACUUGGUCAGAAGUGUUAUUCUCCGAGUUUUCACAUGGUCAACUGGAAGAGCAGCCCUAGCCCCACGAGGAAGUCUUUCGCCACGAGGCGCAGUUUGAGCCCUAUUGCGAUAAGGCCGAGCUGCCUGGGACCAGUCAAGAGGAAAUUCGAACUGGACGAGGCUGGCAGCCACUUGCAACCGCCUGCGAAACGCACUUCCGGCUUACUCACGUCGGCUACAUCUAGGAUAGAUACGCUGAUGAGCCCGCUUCCAAGCAUCAGCUCCGUCGGCACCCCUGAGUCGUUAUCCGGCGCGGAUUCGCCUAGUUUUUCCUUCCGGCCUGUGGACAGUCCGUCACCGGUGCGAACCGGCCUCAGCACCGACGACUCCCCGCCGUUGGACAAUCAAACCAAAAUGUUGGAUCAAGCACAAGUCGACCAGAUUUGCCAAGACAAUCAGAGAUGAACAUGAGGGAGAGCCUCGUCGGACGUGCGAACGCCCAGAUACGACGUGUCAUACCGAUCCCUGCCGUGCCGACGUGGAGAGGUAAUAACAUCCGCACAGCUGUGUUCGCCGAUGGGGAGACAGGACGGUGCUUUUGUUCCUGCUACGUUCGCAAUAGAGCCAUGUUACGAAUGUGAUGCGACCACGUGGAUUUCGCUCGGAACGUUAAUAGUGCGACGUAGCAAAACUGCCGGAAGGGAAGACGAUCACUUGCGAUGCGCGUUUUUCCACGAGACGCCGAUUGAAACUCGAUCAGCAGCAGCAGCAGCAGCAGCGUCCGCGCCUCUUCGUCUCCUCUUUCCCUCCGGCGAACGAUUCACGCCAGGCUACAUAUCGGCGGGAAGACGUUUCACGUGCGCCCCUUACGGUCCGUUGAAUUUAGUGAUAUAUCUCAGUGAGAUAUUCGCGUUCUCCUUCCGACUGGAAUGAUUCGUCCCCGACUAUCUCUUUGUUUCUUCUGAUUCCCAUCUCACUUUCAUGUUGAGCUAUUUCGUAUGUAUGGACUAAUACACGUGAUAAUUGUGCUCCCUCCCCUGAGCUCGUGUCGACUGCUCCGUGUCUUUCGCCUCUCCCCCGUUCGACGAGUCCCCCGUCCUUGUUAUCUAUUUUUAACAUUAGCGAAUAAUGUUUCUUCUCGGACAUUGAGAAAGUGUUGUUCUCAAUGCGACGUCUUCUAACGAGCGUAUUUUGUAGUCAGAGAGCUGUAUCUGUAUAGACGAGCGAGAUAGUGCGUUGAUCGCGCACACGCGUGCCCCUUUGGUCGUCGCGCUUAACCCACGAGCAGCGGGUCAGCCGGACGAUCUAUUCGCGCGCAGAACCGUCGAAUCUUCAGUGCGUCAGAGAGAGAGAGAAAGAGAGGCAAUGUACGGAUUUCUCGGUCCCGCCUGUUGGACGAGGGUUAAUCGCGAGCGCACCGUAAUAUUGUACAGACGUAAUUUAACUGCCCCUUCUUUUCCCCUCGAGCGGUACCUUUAAGCCCUUUUUCAUUAUUGCGUUGUCAUUACCGGCACAUCGGUGGGACUCGAGUCUCCACGGUCGUCCUCGUCGUCGAGAAGCCUCCGCUGCAGGCGCAAUUCGAUUCAGUCCGAUUCUCCCGCGAGAUCGACCGACGGUCACAGCGCGUGAUCAGUCGCGUCUCGGCAAAAAUGCGCGCCUCAUGUCGAGAUUUUCCGUUUGUUUCGCGGGUCGAGUGUCUGUCGGAAAUCGUUAAUCGGGCGAGACUCGAACCCCACCCGCUGUAUCGUGCGUGUUAGCGACUGUCUCCGAUCGCGACAGUGUCUUCUUAGAAGAGGAAACAGCUGAUAAUACUUCAGUAGUUUUACAUAACCU
Molecule: messenger RNA, 3547 nt
Organism: Dinoponera quadriceps
Lineage: Eukaryota; Metazoa; Arthropoda; Insecta; Hymenoptera; Formicidae
Product: protein FAM122A
Exons: 6
Coding region: 1274-2179 (301 amino acids)
Molecular function (GO): protein serine/threonine phosphatase inhibitor activity
Source: RefSeq, a predicted model, not a curated record